Messenger RNA from Marchantia polymorpha subsp. ruderalis, 2252 nucleotides. The record is from the annotation of a GenBank genome assembly. Lineage: Eukaryota; Viridiplantae; Streptophyta; Marchantiopsida; Marchantiales; Marchantiaceae.
AGGGGGGAGUGGGGAUUUGCAGGCCGGUCCGGGCCAUGUGGAGCGCCUCUUCUUCUCGCUGGCAGAGGGAGGGAGGAGAAGGUGGCCCGGUGGUUUGAAAGUCUCGGACCUCGCUGUCUGCCGUUGUUGCGGAUUGUCGAUCGUGUAGUAUAGAUUCAAUUCAUGCUUCGCUCGAAGGCCAUUCUGGUGUAUGGAGGACGACGCUGCUGUUGUUUCUCUCGUGCGGCCAAUUGCUUGAUCAGGACUUCGGCGGUGAUCAGCAGAUUUGGCCCGCAGGAUCGGGGUGGUUCUAAGCUGUCCACAUCCAGCUUUCAGCGGAGUCUCCAGAAUCACCCGUUUUCUACGGGUACACUGCAGAUACCUACAAGCAGGUACUUCUGUUCUUGGGAGAUCGAAGCUAAGAUGCGUACAGUCACUGAUGUGAAGAAGGAACCACUUUCACAUACAACAGUUGAAGAACUCACAAAUGGUCUGAACGAAGGUGCAUAUGAUUACCGUCUGAGUACCUCCUUUGGGGCAUCAGCAGUUUCUGAACAUGCAGUCAAACUCACACCGUCAAAGUCAGAAGGUGAAACUUCAUCGCGAUCUGGAUUGGCUAUUCCUGAAGUUGAUGGUCGUGAUACCAAGGUGGAUAUCAGGAAGCUCAAGGAUGAGGUGGCUUCGUUAACAGCUGCAACACCAGUGCUGAGAGUUAAAAGUGGGAAUCAUCUCUCUCGUCACGCUUCUGAAGUUGUCUAUGACCAACAACCUCUUUUACGAGGACAACAACGAAGACGAAGAUGUUUCUCCGAAGACGAUGUGGGGUUUGUUCCUCUCGCGCGUCAGCAUUCUUCAUUCAGGGAUGAUGUGGAACAUGCUGCCCACGAGACUUGGCUGAUAACCCGCUUGAGCUUUCGUCUCCUUCGUUAUCUCGGAGUUGGACGAGCUCUUUUUGAAGAAGGUCGUUGUGGAAGAGGCAAUCUUCAAUGCUCUGAAGUUCUGAGGAUUAUAUCUGAAGUAGCCCUUUGCUCUCUCUCGAAAAAUGCGGGAGCCGGUAUCAAUUCUGCAACAGCCAAAUGUGUAUAUUAGUGGGCUAUCGAUGGAUCACCAAGAUGUUGGCUCUUGGCGUAUACGCUAUUCUUCUGAUGCCCGGGUUCUUGCAAGUCGGAUACCAAUAUUUCUUUUCAAAGCAUGUACAUCGCAGCAUUGUAUAUGGUGAUCAACCCAGAAACAGGUUGGACUUGUACCUUCCAGAUAAUACAGAUCGACCAAAACCAGUCGUAAUAUUUGUGACUGGUGGUGCUUGGAUCAUCGGAUACAAAGCUUGGGGUUCACUUCUCGGUUUACAGCUUGUUGAGAGGGAUGUUAUUGUCUGUUGUAUCGAUUAUAGGAAUUUCCCACAGGGUUGUGUAAGUGAGAUGGUAGAGGAUGUCUGUAAUGGUAUCGGUUUCAUCGUGAACAACAUAGCACAAUACGGAGGCGAUCCAAACAGGUUAUUUCUGGCUGGUCAAUCUGCUGGAAGUCAUCUGGCCGCCUGUGCUUUGGUAGGCCAAGCUAAGAAAGAAAUAGGCCAAGGUGAAGGAGACAUUUCUUGGAAAUGCAGCCAGAUCAAAGGUUUUCUGGGGAUAUCUGGCGGGUAUAAUCUUCUCAAGUUGGUGGAUCAUUUCCACAAUAGAGGUCUUUAUCGAAGUAUUUUUCUAAGUGUCAUGGGAGGAGAAAUAUCCCUGCCAAUGUAUUCUCCGGAGCUGACAGUUUUGAGCGAAUCGUUUGCGGAGGCUAUUCCUCUCCUUCCUCCAAUCUACCUCUUCCACGGUACCGGAGACUACUCCAUACCAUCUGACGCUAGUGCAACAUUUGCAGAUGCACUCCGAUCGAAGGGCGCAACUGUGAAGACAAGAUUUUACCCCGACAAAACACAUACAGAUGUGUUUCUUCAGGACCCUAUGCGAGGAGGUCAUGAUGUGCUGUUUGAGGAUUUGCUGGCUAUUGUACACGCAGACGACGAAGAAGCAAGAACUAAGGAUGCCCAGGCUCCUCUAAGGCCUAGGUUAGUGCCAGAGUUUUUGUUGCAAUUAGCACGAAAAGUUAGUCCAUUUUAAAUACAUAGGAGCCAAGUAGGAAAGUAUCUGAUAACGAAGUGAAUCCACACCCAUUUACAUGAAGUUUCCAGUUCAAUCAAAGCGGGUGAUGUACAUCUAGCAAUUUUUUGAGCUGACAUUUCAGCGAGCUUGUAUUGCGACGUCUUGUAAUAUAUUCUGGUCUGCAUGUUUACG